This is a messenger RNA of Lynx canadensis (Canada lynx), 1620 nucleotides long. RefSeq names its product host cell factor 1-like. Gene Ontology annotation, molecular function: transcription coactivator activity. The record is from RefSeq and is a predicted model, not a curated record. NCBI's taxonomy places the organism in Eukaryota, Metazoa, Chordata, Mammalia, Carnivora, Felidae. Gene Ontology annotation, biological process: regulation of DNA-templated transcription; chromatin remodeling. Gene Ontology annotation, cellular component: histone methyltransferase complex.
AUGGCUACGAUCGAUCGCAGUGCGCGUGACUAUGGCCAAGAUAGCAGUAGCCACCAAAACCAAGCAAAUACUUGUAUUGAUUCAUUCAAAAAUUACAUCUACCAUUCACUAAGCCCUUGGGAUGCAGCAGUGAAAAGCCAGAUGGGUGUCUUUUUUGUCGUGCAGCUCACAUUCCAGGAGGAGGAAAUAAACAACCAUUCAAAUAAUUCCCAUUAUUACUCCUUUGAGGUAAGAGAAGAAAACCGGGGCUGGGCACCAGGAGGUGCCAACAAGAAACAGAAGGAAAGAGAAGGUUCCGGCAAGCCGCCCAAGGGCCUAUGGAAUUUUUCACUACAGAGUGUCCAGGGAACAGUAAUCAGCAGCAGCCCCCAAAUGAGAGAGAUGGUGGCACUAAUGGCCAGACCACAGCUGCCACCAGCAAGCCUUCCUUCCUUGGCACUCACAGUGCCAAGUGUCCCCACAAGCGUCACCAUCAUCAAAACCAUGGCUCUGACACCUGGCACCGGCCCCGCCACUCUCUGGGCUACUGAAGUGGCCUCUUCACCAGUCGUGGUAAGCAACCCAGCCACUCAAACACCUGCAGCUGCCCAGGUGAGGAUGUCCAUCUCUUCUGCUGUCCACACGUCCACCCAUCCUGUCAUUUAGGUGCACACAUCAGGGACUAUGAUAAUGGCCCGGCAAAGCCAGGUAGCGACCACGCUGGUGGGUGGGGUCAUCAAGGCCACCGCCCUGGUGAAAAGCCCCAUCUCUAUCCCGGGAGGCGGCGCUCUGACUUGCAAUCUGGGCAAAGUGACGUUGGUAGCCCGGAUCAAAGGGUCCCUGUCAGCUGGGACCGUCCUAAAGCUGGGGACCUCGGCAGAUGGCAAGCCCACCACUGUCAUCCGUGCCAUGCAAGCCGGUGGGACUGGGACUAAGCCCAUCAUCCUGGCCAUUCCGGCAGGCCAAGCCCAACACGGCACCAUCAUCGAGACCAUCCCCAUACCAGCCACAGGCAGGACCAGCAGUCUUGACAUCAAGUCCCUUUUCACCACCAUCAUCACCAAGGUGAUGACUUCAGGAAUGGGAGCACCCACCGAAAUCACUGCUGCUGUUCAAAAUGCCACUGGCCAUGAGAAGCACGUAGUGACCCAGGUGGUGCUAAAGAGGGUCCCUGGACAGCCAGGCAGGCACUAUCUUCUGCUCCGCCCGUUGAGGGGUGUUCACCUGGUCACGACUGUCACCAUCUCCACCAUCAAGCCAGCUGUCACCGUGUUGAUCAUGAAAAGCAUCCCAGAUGUCACAACCCUCAGCAGAGGGACAGGCAGCAUUCCCACCAGCCUUGCAGAGCUGCGGGCCACCGCACCGGAGCCUCCCUGGCCCAUCACUACCUUGGGCACCAUUGCCAUCCCUUCAAGCCAGAUGAUCAGCCCCACUGCUGUCACCUUGCUGGUUGCACAGACCACGGUGAUGAGGCUUGGUGGGCGCACCAUUGCCACCAUCACCAUGCAGCCUAUCUCCCAGCCUACCCAGGUGCCUCCAAUCACAGUGCAGGGAGGUCAAGUCCAGCCUGCGCAUGACCUUCCUGUGUCCGCUCUAGCCUCGCCUACGACACAACAGCCCAUGGCCGGUCACCACGGCUGA